UGUGAAAGCAGUAAGCAGAGUUCCCCCCUCCCAAGCACAGGGUGAGCUUGCCUUGACAGGCAGGCACUCGUACAAGCUGCUGCUACUCCCAGUGUGGAGGCUCUUACAAAUCAGGAAGGAGGGGAAAGUGAUAGAGAAACAACAAAACCAAACACCAAAAAACUCCUCUAAAACAGCUGAGGAUGAAAGCGAUCAGGAAGAAAGCAACUUGAAGGCAGCAGGAGGAGGAGGACAACGAUUUUCCUAGAAACCUGGAACAGCAAAUCUGACCUUCCUCGGGAGAACAUUAGGCUAACCACACAAGUGCUUCAGAGCGACAAUUGCGGCUGUGUCCGUGGGCUGCUGCUGAGAGCCAAGCAGAUGCCUGUGGAGCAGUAGUCUGCUAUGCGCCGGUGGACCUGAAGCCAGGAGUCAGUCGACAGAUCCUGAUCUCAGGUGCAAUGGCAUCGAUACAGAAUAACUCCUAUCUGUCUAGGGCAAUGGAGAACUUCAUGGUUCUGCGCGCCGGGAACACGAGCGCCAACUCAUCCACUGCCGACUGCAGCGUGGAAGACAACACGUACAAGUGCAAAUUCGACGAGGAGUUCAAGUACAUUCUGCUGCCCGUCUCCUAUGGCAUCGUGUGCGUGGUGGGUCUAUGCCUCAACCUGCUGGCCCUCUACGUCUUCCUCUUCAGGAUCAAGACCUGGAACGCCUCCACCACGUACAUGUUCAACCUGGCCGUGUCUGACACACUCUACGUGGUUUCCCUGCCUUUGCUGGUGUAUUAUUACGCCAAGGGGGACAACUGGCCCUUCAGUGUGGGCUUGUGUAAAAUAGUCCGUUUCCUGUUCUACACCAACCUCUACUGCAGCAUCCUCUUCCUGCUCUGCAUCAGUGUCCACCGUUUCCUGGGCAUCUGCUUCCCGCUGAAGUCGCUGCAGUGGGGCCGCAUCCGCUACGCGCGGAGGGUGUCGGGGGUGGUCUGGUUGGUCAUAAUCACGUGCCAGUCGCCGGUGCUCUUCUUCGUCACCACCAGCGUGAGGUGCGAGACCAUCACCUGCCACGACACGUCGAGCAAGGAGCUCUUCGGCCAGUUCGUCAUCUACAGCUCGGUGAUGCUGGUGCUGCUGUUCUGCAUCCCUUUCCUGGCCAUCAUUGUAUGCUACUGCCUGAUGGCUCGGAGGCUGCUGCAGCCCACCCGGGGCACCUCCAAGAGGUCCAGGUCCAAAAAGAAGUCAGUCAAGAUGAUCAUUGUUGUCCUGGUGGUCUUCAUCAUCUGCUUCCUUCCUUUCCACAUCACUCGCACCUUGUACUACUCCUUCCGGAGCUGGGACCUUAGCUGCGGGACCCUCAAUGCCAUUAACUUAGCCUACAAAGUAACCAGGCCCUUAGCUAGCACCAACAGCUGCCUGGAUCCCAUUUUGUACUUCUUAGUAGGCCAAAGGUUUGUGAAGUUCAAGGGCAACAAAAUGCCAGUGAAAACUCCAAACCAAACAGCCCUGAGGCUAACUCCCACCAGCAACACGGGGACCAGCAGCAACCUAGAUAUGAUAGCCAAAAUGUGAAAUCCUAGCCUGCCACAUUUCUGUCCACUGUCCCGCCACAUUGCAGACUAUUCUAUCUCCGUGGUGGAAGGACUUCUCCACCGUGUGUAGGGGAGUCUGGCAUGUGGCCAUUAUGCAUGCAUAACUCACUGGUGAGUGUGUUACAGGUCCCACUCUGCACUGAGUUGCAGAGGAUCUGAGUUGUUGAAGCCCCCAGCUACAGAGGCAUGACUCUUUAGCUAAAGGUGCAGCAGCUCAUGCUUUUUGCUCUGACGGUCCUACCUGUGGUGUGUCAGCCAAGGUGACGGCUAUCACCCAUUCAGUUGAUGCCCUAGGCUUCAGGUGUUGAUGCUUGAGCAGGAAUGGGUUCAACAAGAUACACCUGUGUGUAUGUCACCAGUUUAAUGAGUUUUUGGAACUAAGGUGCUGCUGCAAGGAUAUAUUAUAAUCCCAUAUGCAUGUCCUCAUUCAGCUCUGCAACCAGAAUACUUCUCCUCCACCAAAUCCGCUCCUCUCUCUGAUUCUGAAAGAUGUCUAUCUAGGAGUGAGCAAAGACUACCUGGUGCAUGGUGGUCAGGCCAAAGAAGUGACAAAGCAUGGUAAAAGAAUAAUAGCCAUGUGAAAAGUUCAUACUGUUUUUUCUAAA
This is a messenger RNA of Mauremys reevesii (Reeves's turtle), 2172 nucleotides long. It is a transcript of the gene P2RY2, whose product is annotated as purinergic receptor P2Y2. Gene Ontology annotation, molecular function: G protein-coupled UTP receptor activity; G protein-coupled purinergic nucleotide receptor activity; A1 adenosine receptor binding. The coding region runs from base 441 to 1547 and encodes 368 amino acids. Lineage: Eukaryota; Metazoa; Chordata; Testudines; Geoemydidae. Gene Ontology annotation, biological process: positive regulation of mucus secretion; blood vessel diameter maintenance; phospholipase C-activating G protein-coupled receptor signaling pathway. The record is from RefSeq and is a predicted model, not a curated record. The transcript has 3 exons. Gene Ontology annotation, cellular component: plasma membrane.